Vitrella brassicaformis is the source of this 3143-nucleotide messenger RNA. NCBI's taxonomy places the organism in Eukaryota, Vitrellaceae. The record is from the annotation of a GenBank genome assembly.
AUGUCCGAUCCGCGCAGCGCCGGGACUGCCAGCUUUGGCGGCAGCGCUGGCGGCAGUGCCAGUCGAGAUGACACAGUCAAGCGCCUCGUGCGUGCGUUGGAGGCGGAGAAAGCACGUGCUGCUGCGCUUGAGGCCACCAAGGGCAUGACUGUGCGGAGGCUCGAGAAAGAGAAGCACGACAUGGAGAAGAAGCUCGAGAAGGAGCGGGCCACCAAGGCCAUCCGUCGCGCUCGGGAGGCUGAGACCGAGCGCGAGACCGCUCGCAAGCGUGUGGGGGUAGGAACGCGACAGGCAACGGCCGGUCAGGCACUCGCCUACUUAUCCCGCCCUGCCUGCUUGUCCCCUCGUGCAAUUCAGAGCCUCGUGAAGCUUCAAGUGGAGGUUUGCACGUCGGUUGACGUUGUUAUCAUGAUGGACCUGACGGGCUCCAUGUCGGGCUGAAUCCAGGCGGCCAAGGACUACGCCAGGGACAUCAUCAGCGAACUCAAGGCAAGCAAGCAAGAGAGAGGCCGUCACACGCACGAACGGCCUUGAGGCAACGAAACGCAUUAUCUGCUUCUCCGCACGCAGAGGGAGUAUCCGGAGAUGGCGUUUCGGCUGGGCUUCGUUGGUUAUCGCGACCACGGCGAUGGGCCGCAGCGACUCGUCAUCGGCAGCCUGACCUCCGACAUCUCCUCCAUCGAGGGCCUCAUCGCCCGCCAGUCCGCUACCGGUGGUGCCGACGGCCCCGAGGAUGUCGCUGGGGCGCUGAAGGCAGCAGGUGACAUGCCCUGGAAGGCCGCGACGCGUCUGGUGAUCCACAUUGGUGAUGCUCCUCCUCACGGCACGCAGUACUACUACAAGGGAAUGGGCGACGAGUAAGUCUGGUCGAUCGAUUCCACACCGAUGGAUGUGUGUCCGUGAUAUGUGUCCGGCUGCAGCUACCCUCGCGGUGACCCAAACGGCAUGGUGAGGGAUGGAAACAAAGGGGGCUCAUGAAACGUUUCUGUUGCUGCGCUGCGUGCAGAGGAUUGAGGAUUUGAUGCGUGGCUUCUCGAGGGAGUUGUGCAUCGACUAUCGGUUCGUCAAGAUCAACAACAGCACUGACCGCAUGAUCGAGGUGAUGCGUGGCGCCUACAACGACCCCGCCACUCUGCGGGAGCUCAAGGUCAUCCCAUUGGGCAGCGACACCAGCGCCCUCAAAGCCUGCGUCGUCGGUCCGGUAAGCGAGAAACGAUGUGUCGCCGACCGACGCGCGAAGAUGCUCUGUGACGUGAUUGAACUCCAGGUCAAGGAGUCCGUGGCGGCCACCUCCAAGCGGCUCACGCUCCGCACUGGCGCUCGCCCCGGCCGCGGGUCGGUAUUCGCUGGACCUACCGAAGGCAAGCCACGAUACUGCGUCCACGUAUGAGUGUCGAUAUGGUGCGUAUCGAUCAGGUUGGCUGGAGUCGAUUGCUGAGGAGAGCAGCAACGGUGCGGCGCCGAGGCGCGCUCAACGGACACGUAUGCUGACAGCUGCAUCGAUUGACACGUGUGUAAUGGAUGGACGGAUGGAUGGAUGUGUGGGUCAGGUGGAGAAGGCUACUCGAUACAUGUAGCUGCCACGCAGAGGUCGACCACUCGACAGACUGGAAGAACCCGCCCGUCAUCAUCGACAAGCAGGAGACCACCGUCAUCGUCCACGACAAGCCGUUCGCCAAGGGCGCCUUCCGAUACGCCUUCUACAUGGCUGAGGUGAAGGUGGACGGCCGCACUGGAGCCACUUUCGAGUUGAAAAAGGUGAGCAAUCGACGCACAUAGACGGGCGAAUAGCGACGCGUGUGGCGUCACGGGUAUGUGCCUGUAGGUGGCCAAGAUUCCGAUCGAGUUUGAGAGUGUGGAGGAGAGCAAGAAGCUUGCGCUGGCCGACAUGGAGGCACAGGCCAUUAGCAAGGGACUCGCCAAGAUCUUCAACGCGACGCUGUACCCGAAGCGCAUCCGUCGACUGGUCGACUUUCUCGACGUUGGUGGGCACUGACGCAACACAGGCACACAGACACAUAUCUAGGGUGCGUAUCCGUCUGUGUGUGCAGACGUUUACCAGCUGCCUGGCCGGUCUGGUGAGGAGCAGUGGAUGACAGUCGAGCCGCACAUCGAGGGCACCUACGUUAAGUACAACAACAACAUCGGCUGGGUCUCCAACGAGAUCGGCGCCGACCUCGCACAAGCCUUCAGCCAUUGGACGUUCGACUUCACCGGAUGCUACCUCAUGGUAAGAAAGGACAGCGACCCGGGCCAUUCCUCAUGCAAUGGUCGCUGUGUGGUGUAGGUGGUGGACUUGCAGGGCGUUCGCAAGAUCUACACCGACCCCCAGAUACACUGCAAGGUCAGCAAUCAAGAGACAGACAGACAGACAGACAGUCAUCCAGCACCCUCUGUGCACAUCCCUUGCGUUGCAGGAGACCCGUCGCUUCGGUGUGGGCAACAUGGGGGAGAGGGGCAUGUCUGCCUUCUUCGCCUCCCACGAAUGCAACGAGGUCUGCAAGCGGCUGGGUUUGCGCCACCCUGCCGAUCCAUCCCUCCAUGGCCGGAUUUCCCUGGCCCUCAAGAGCCACAUUCCUGCGGUCAUCGACGUGUCGGAUGACCUGGCCCUGCGUGGCCGACACGUGAGGGACGCCCAUCUGGAGAUCUCUUGCGAGUUGUGUGGCGCCGUCUUCGAGGUCAGCCAGCUGCUCUGCUCUGUCCCAUCAAUCGCAUGUGUGUCACGAAUCGCCGGCUUUUGGUGCAUCUCAUUGCCCGCAGGUGAACGGGCACCGCUACCUGAAGCUGCACAAGAAGAAGCGCGACAUCUGCUGUCUCGACUGCGAGGCUCGCCCUGGCGAGACACUCGAUGCGGAGUGCGACCGGUGCGGCAGGACCUUCGCCUUCGCGCCGUAAGCACGCUAUCCCUGCACACAGACACAGACAACACACACACACACACACACAGAGAGAGAGAGAGAGAGACAUAAAGGGCAGGUGUAUCUGUUUGUGCAAUCAGGUACUGGUAUUUGAUGCGUGGGGUGAAGGAGCCGACCACGUGCAGGGAGUGCAAGUGCAGGGAGUCGCAUCACCCGCGAGAAGUCUACCAGGUGCACGACGUGGGUGUGUGCGACGCAAUCCGCCUCGGGUGGGUACUUUGCUGA